Messenger RNA from Aspergillus neoniger CBS 115656, 512 nucleotides. RefSeq lists its product as uncharacterized. The record is from RefSeq and is a predicted model, not a curated record. Lineage: Eukaryota; Fungi; Ascomycota; Eurotiomycetes; Eurotiales; Aspergillaceae. The coding region runs from base 144 to 509 and encodes 121 amino acids. The transcript is spliced from 2 exons.
UAUCCCUAUUGAUCCAGGACCAGGUUCUCACAUAUGGGUAAGAGCAUCCUCAAAAUUACAUUGCCCACAUGAAGCAUGCAUAGUUGGGUAGGACAGUAUAAAAAUACACCCGCAAUAUUCUGCUACAAAGCGGGUAACUUUCUAUGCGAGCCAGAAAUGUCACCAUAUGUGCGUUGAAAGGAAGAUUAACACCUCGCGUAGUCCCGUCAAUCAGUUUCUAUCUUGGGAUAGUCAGAAGACGGCAGUACUGCACGACUUUUCUAAAGAUGAGGGGAAGAGAUGCAUCUCUCGUGGAGCCAAUGUCGUUCGGAAUGAGUGCGUUGGCCAUAGGGAGUGCUCAUUGUCCGCAUGCGCCACCAGGUACAAAUUUAGUUGCAUCGACCUUGGUUUCAAUCAAGGCGCAGUUGCCGCCAUUAGAAAUCUAUGUCCAAUACCAAAGUGUGCAUGAAAAUGGCCCGGAAUGCCUGGAGCGAGGGAGGGGAGCUGCUUCCCAAAAAGCCAGUUUCUAGGAU